UGCAGUCAGUAGUGAUGAGCUGCUGGAUGGAGGAGCUGAGCUGAGCGGUUUGCCGCAGUGUGGAGGAGCCAGGAGUCAGUCCGGAGGAGCAUGGAGGCUGAGGAGUGAGCGCAGCCUGUUCUCACCAGGGUUCUUCUGUCCUACAGACUCUCUCCCUCCAUGGCGUCUGAGCAGCAGUCCCGCAUUCAGUCCUACCUGGAGAAGAACCGGAUCGGACCCCUGUUCGAGGAGAUGAUGACCAAGCUGAUCACAGAGACUCCAGACCACCCCAUUCCGUUCCUGAUUGGUCACCUGCAGACGAAGCAGGAGAGCCCCGGCCGGCUGCAGAGAACACUGUCCGGCUCAGCGGCGCUGUGGGCAGACAGCGGCAAUCCAGAGAGCAAAAGCAAUCGACGGGAUUUCAGGAGUUAUGAUAAAGCCUGGCAGAUUCACCCCAAAAAACCCAAGAAAUCAAAGAGUGACCUGGCAGUGUCCAAUAUAUCUCCACCCUCGCCUGAGUCUAAAUCAUUGCCUCGUUCAAUAGAGCGCCCCUCCUGGGACUGGAGGUCUGAGAGCCGAGAGUUUGACGAGCUCAACCACAUCCUGCUGGAGAGCAAGAAGCUGGGCAAAGCACUGGAGAACCUGUCUCGAAGUAUUGCCUUAUCUGACGAGCUUGACCAGGACCCGCGAGUCUAUAACUCUGUGCUGAGACCCCGUGUGGUGGGGGAGUGGGUUGGGCGUGAUGAAGUUGAUUCAGACCCUCUGGCAGCAGAGAUGCUGCAGCCCCCAGUCCCUCGCGCCAAAACUGACGGGUGUUGGGGCAGCGGAGAGAACAGCCCUGCUGGGAGUCUGAAGAUGGAGGUAAAGAAUAAAGGACUAAAGCAGCAGCAGCAGCACCAUAAGAAGCUCCUGGCGGCCAUGUUGUCCCAGGACUCUUUAGACUCCAUGACCAGUUCUGCUCCUUCUGUAACAGAGGACGAGAUGGAGGACGAGGACGAUGCCAUGGAGCUGCUCGAGGAUCUGGACGAUCUGCGGAUGGAAGGGGUCACUGGCCUGGUGCCGUCCGGCAGUAAGUUCAGCCAGGGCCGCAGCUCAUACUGCCCAGAGCCUCAGGCCAAAGUCACACUCAACAUCUGCUCAAGGUGUGCAAGGCUGCAGGGGAACAGUCUCACGCCAGGAGGAGGCGAUGAGGAGCCAGCACCUAAAAAAGUUCCCGAGCAAGCCGUGCCCGAAGUAACGUGUCCAUUGCCUGCAGUGGCAGAGUCUCUGACUGCAGCUGAGCUGGAGCUCCAGAGCGUUUCUCAAGUUUCAGCGCAGCGCUACCCGGUCUGGCCGUCGGAUCUGAAACCGGUUCGAGGCACGAGUCCGCAGGCCCAGAGACGAGCUCUACAGCUGCAGGAGUUACUCUUCUCUAAAGAACUGGAGAACAUGGGCAAACAUCUCGCUGAGGUAGAAAAGGACCUGGCCAAGCUGGCUGAACAGGGGAAACUGAGCCGAAGUCCCAACAGCCCCCACAACCGUCCACUGCUGUCCUCCAACCUGCACACCUCCAGCAGCAGCCUGCCAGUACCUGGCCUCAGCUCAAGACCACAAUCACCCAGCAAAACCACCGGCCUUCCGCUCCUCAGCACCAAACCCACCUCCCUGACCAUGAGCCGCUCUCAGUCUCCUAGCAACCCCAGCAGCCGAGCCCAGACCCCCGGCAGCCGAGCCCAGACCCCCAGCGGCGCACGGACCCCCAGCAGGCCUCUAACCCCAAACAGCCUAAUGAUGCGGUCCCUGCCCACCACCAGCCACGGCAACACGGAGCGCGUGUACGGACGCUCCAGGAGCAGACCCGUUACCCCAACCGGACAGAAAUACACUCGACCUCUGCUGACCCCUCCUGGCCUCAGCAGCACAGACAGCUUCAGUUUCAGUCUGCGCAGCACACUGUCAGAGGAUGAGUUCUACCAGCAGCUGCAGGCGGUCAGACAGCCAUGGCUCAUCCCCAGUGACACGGACAGUGACUGUCUGGAGCCUCCAGAGCAGGACAAAUGUAAUCCGAGUGCAAUGAGGGACGCCAAUAAGAGAUCAGUGUUUUCAGGCUUAUAAUGACCGGCGACCGAAGAUGUGGACCCAAUCAAACACUUAUGCAAUCUCACGGGGCAUUUUGAAUAUUGUGAAUAAACCAGAGACGCACUAUUUUUAUAAUUCCUAUAAAAUAAAAUAAAGAUUGUGUACUUUUUUCCACAGAGGAUAAUAUUUCUUAGACCCUGGCACAUUUGUAUGCUAUAAGUACGAAUACUUGAAACUAGCGAAUGUAAAACGUUGAUGAGAAUGACAUGUAUCUGCUUUUGAUUUGCCUUUUAGCAUGCUUCCCAUUGCAGAUUUACGAAGAAAAAAAAAAACAAUCACAUGGCCUUGCAUUAAUGGACACGUUGUGUAUAUGAUUUCAUGUGCCAAAUGGCUGGAAUUGGAGGAAAAAUAGCUAUUUUGAUAUUAAUUACAAUAACAAUAAUAUCAGCCUGUAUGGCACUGAAGGGAAAAAUGAAUGUUACACUGUCGUUGUCUUUAGUCAAGACUAGAGAAGCAUCCUUACUGCAAAUCACUGCCCUGGAUGUCUUCAACACAGCACUCUUCAAUUUCCUACAGCAAUGUAUGUCAAAGCAAAUGUCUAUAACUCUACAGAAUUGUAUAGAUUUAUUUGAUUUUUAUACACACAAAAUAUACAUUAAAUAAAUAUAGCCUGCUGCAACUUAUUGUAUGAUGCAAAUUAAAAUGAUUUAUACA
Messenger RNA from Astyanax mexicanus (Mexican tetra), 2751 nucleotides. RefSeq names its product chromosome 1 C8orf34 homolog (gene c1h8orf34). NCBI's taxonomy places the organism in Eukaryota, Metazoa, Chordata, Actinopteri, Characiformes, Acestrorhamphidae. The transcript is spliced from 15 exons. The record is from RefSeq and is a predicted model, not a curated record. The coding region runs from base 160 to 2073 and encodes 637 amino acids.